Molecule: messenger RNA, 1922 nt
Organism: Strigops habroptila (Kakapo)
Lineage: Eukaryota; Metazoa; Chordata; Aves; Psittaciformes; Psittacidae
Product: actin-related protein 10
Exons: 14
Coding region: 370-1503 (377 amino acids)
Biological process (GO): retrograde axonal transport of mitochondrion
Source: RefSeq, a predicted model, not a curated record
GGACAGGCGCCGCGGCCAGCCCGCCGCGCCGGGGAGGAGGAAGGGCCCGCCGCGCCGCGCCGCCCCGGAGAAAGGCGGUGCCGCGCCGCCGGUGGAGGGGAAAGGAGGUCGCGAUGCCGCUCUAUGAGGGCCUGGGCAGCGGCGGGGAAAAGACCGCCGUGGUGAUAGACCUGGGCGAGGCCUUCACCAAGUGUGGUUUUGCAGGAGAAACAGGACCAAGAUGCAUUAUUCCUAGUGAAAUAAAGAAACCUGAUGUCACAAAGUAGAGGAUGGCAGCUUUUGGAAAACUAAUGUUGUGAUAAGCUGUUACCAGUACCAAAAAUUAGCGUGACUAAACUCUGGACUUGAGUAAUAGAGUGAGUUUAUAAGAUGCAUCGUUAUGGACAUAGCACAAAUCAGCCUGUCAGAGUUGUUCAGUAUAAUAUUAACACAGAAGAGCUCUAUUCGUAUCUGAAGGAAUUUAUCCAUAUGCUGUAUUUCAGACAUCUGCUGGUGAAUCCCAGAGACCGUCGUGUUGUGAUCAUAGAAUCUGUCUUGUGCCCUUCACACUUCAGAGACACGCUCACAAGAGUCCUGUUCAAGCAUUUUGAGGUACCUUCAGUUUUAUUUGCUCCAAGCCAUCUGAUGUCUCUCCUGACACUUGGGAUCAAUUCUGCCAUGGUUCUAGAUUGUGGAUACACAGAAAGCUUGGUGCUGCCUAUAUAUGAGGGAAUUCCGAUUCUGAGCUGCUGGGGUUCUCUUCCUCUGGGAGGAAAGGCUAUACACAAGGAGCUGGAGUAUCAGUUGUUGGAGCAGUGCACAGUUGAUACAGGAUUAGCCAAAGGACAAAGCCUUCCAUCUGUGAUGGGCUCAGUUCCAGAAGACAUAGUAGAGGAUAUAAAAGUCCGCACUUGUUUUGUGAGCGAUCUCCAACGUGGACUGAAAAUCCAAGCAGCUAAGUUCAACAUUGAUGGCACUGCUGAGCGUCCUUCACCACCUCCAGAUGUGGACUAUCCUUUAGAUGGAGAAAAGAUUCUCCAUGUAGUUGGCCCUAUCAGAGACUCCGUUGUCGAAAUAUUGUUUGAACAGGACAAUGAAGAGACAUCUGUGGCCACUUUGAUCUUGGAUUCGCUUGUUCAGUGUCCAAUAGACACCAGGAAGCAGCUGGCAGAGAACUUGGUAGUUAUUGGUGGCACUGCUAUGUUGCCAGGAUUCCUUCACAGGCUCAUGGCUGAAAUCAGAUACCUGGUAGAGAAACCAAAAUACAAAGAAGCACUUGCCACUAAAACCUUCAGAAUUCACACUCCACCUGCCAAACCCAACUGUGUGGCCUGGCUGGGAGGAGCCAUUUUUGGAGCACUUCAGGACAUACUUGGGAGCCGGUCUGUGUCCAAAGAAUAUUACAGCCAGACAGGCCGCAUACCUGACUGGUGCUGUCUUAAUAAUCCUCCACUGGAAAUGAUGUUUGAUGUUGGAAAAGCACCCCCACCAUUGAUGAAGAGGGCUUUUUCUACUGAGAAAUGAGAACCUGUGUGCUACACAAGGAUUCUUUUCCUCUAUUUCAAGUACAUGUAUAUGCAUUGGUUUGGGUUUUUGUAUUAAGUAAUUUGUGUGUAACACUAUUAAAUAGGAACAAUGUGGAUGUUUUCAGGCACUAAACUAGUAGGUACUAACACUAUUUAAAACCAUGUCCAUUUUAAAAACUUAAAUCUGGCAACUACUAUGCUGUUUAGUCCUGUUCUGGAGAAAUUCUGUAAUGUCAUGAGUUAUAGCCUACUGAGUUGUUUGUUAUUUAUCUGUACAGUAAAUGCCAUUGCUGAGAGUAUUUGUUUUAAGAUAGUUUUAUUGUAAACAUGCUUAGCAGAAAGAAGGACAAUCUACUGUGGGAAACAUCUAUGGAAGUUUUUCUGCCCAAUUCUGUAUUAAAAUAUUCCACCCUAGAA